GUAGUUUGCCAUCAUUGGAGCAGUUAUCCCUUGUAAGUAACCAACUCAGCGGUAAUAUCAUUGAGUUCCAAUCUCGUUCUUUGUCAUCGCUUCUUUUAAGCGAUAACAACCUGCAUGGCCUGAUUCCGAGAUCAAUCUUUGAACUUGAGAACCUUCGAUACCUUGGUCUAUCAUCCAAUAACUUGAGUGGCACUGUGGAGUUUGAAAAGUUUUCAAAGCUCCAAAGUCUUUCUAGCCUUGAGCUUUCCUAUAACCAUCUAUCCUUGAGUUUCAACCAUUUGAGUAACAACAGCUGGCCUCAACUUUUGGACCUAGUUUUGUCUUCUUGCAACAUAAGUGAGUUCCCAUACUUUCUAAGAGCCUCACCAAACUUGGAGUCGUUACACCUCGGAAGUAACAAACUGCAUGGCCUGAUUCCGAGAUCAAUCUUUGAACUUGAGAACCUUCAAUCCCUUGGUCUAUCAUCCAAUAACUUGAGUGGCACUGUGGAGUUUGAAAAGUUUUCAAAGCUCCAAAGUCUUUCUGACCUUGAGCUUUCCGGUAGCCAUCUAUCCUUGAGUUUCAACCAUUUGAGUAACAACAGCUGGCCUCAACUUUAUUCCCUAGAUUUGUCGUCUUGCAACAUAAGUGAGUUCCCAUACUUUCUAAGAGCCUCACCAAACUUGGACACAUUAAACCUUUCCUACAACCAAAUUCAAGGCGAAGUUCCCAAAUGGUUCUGGGAUGUCGCAAAAGAUUCAUUGUCUUAUUUGGAUCUUUCUCACAACUUUUUGAAGGGCACUGCACGACACCUUCAGUGGAAAAACCUUACGUUGUAUUAUUUGGAUCUUUCUCACAACUUUUUGAAGGGCACUGCACGACACCUUCGGUGGAAAAACCUUGGAUAUCUCAACCUUCACAACAAUUCUCUCCAAGGAGAGCUUCCAAUUCCAUCACCUUCCACAUUUUUCUUUUCCAUAUCAAACAACCAAUUGACUGGAGAGAUGCCUCCAACCAUUUGCAGCUUGACUAGCCUUCAAAUCCUUGAUUUGUCUAAUAAUAAAUUGGGUGGCGAAAUUCAUCAAUGCAUAGGGAACUUCAGCCAGAGCCUCUCUGUUUUGGAUCUACGGAAUAAUAAUUUUCAUGGUGUGAUUCCUGGGACAUUUUCUAACGGAAACGUUUUGAGAAAUCUUGAUCUUAAUGGAAAUCAAUUGGAAGGGUCGUUGCCGCGAACUUUGCUCACAUGUAGAGAGUUGGAAGUUCUAGACCUUGGAAACAACAAAAUUCAAGGCACAUUCCCAAAUUGGCUGGAAUCUCUUCCGAAGUUGCAGGUUCUUAUCUUGAGGUCUAACAAAUUCUAUGGUGAAAUAGGCAAAUUGCGUAUCGUGGACCUCUCCUACAAUCAGUUUAGCGGUCUCUUGCCAACAAAAUAUUUUGAACAUUUGACGGCCAUGAUAAACUCGCAAGAACAUGAACUGAAAUAUAUGGGAGAGUACUACUAUGAGGAUAGUGUGGUAGUGACAAUUAAAGGCUUCGAAAUUGAAAUGGUGAAGAUUCAAACUUUCUUCACAACUAUUGAUUUCUCAAGCAACACUUUCAGAGAAGAGAUUUCAAACGUAAUCGGUAAGCUUAAAUCACUGAAGGGGCUUAACUUUUCUCAUAAUGAGCUUACAG
Prunus avium (sweet cherry) is the source of this 1653-nucleotide messenger RNA. Its product is annotated as receptor-like protein 7. Gene Ontology annotation, molecular function: protein binding. NCBI's taxonomy places the organism in Eukaryota, Viridiplantae, Streptophyta, Magnoliopsida, Rosales, Rosaceae. The record is from RefSeq and is a predicted model, not a curated record.